CAGCAAUGGCUUCCCAAAAUCCAAAUUUUCAUUUUUCUCAUCAGAAAAUUGCGAAAUACGCCUGAUAUAUCAGAAUGAGUGGGGGCUUGGCGCCAAGCAAGAGUACAGUUUAUGUCUCUAACCUGCCUUUCUCUCUUACCAACAAUGACAUUGCUAAGAUCUUUGAGAAAUAUGGCAAAGUUGUGAAGGUGACCAUUGUGAAGGACAAGUAUACCAGAACCAGCAAAGGUAUAGCAUUUGUACUCUACCUGAAGAGGGAAGAUGCAUGGAAGGCAAUCAGGUCCCUCAAUAACACUGAGAUGUUUGGAAGAAACUUGAAGUGUAGUGUAGCCAAAGACAAUGGACGAGCCUCUGAAUUCAUCAGAAGAAAGGUUUAUCCUGAUAAAUCAAAGUGUUAUGAAUGUGGGGAGGAAGGCCACAUGAGCUACAACUGUCCAAAGAAUCUGCUUGGUGAGAGGGAACCUCCAAAAAAGAAAGAAAGGAAGAGGAAAGGAGACCACUUGGAUGAUGGCGACUCUGAUCAAUCAGACAAUGACGAUUCUGAGAAAGGUCCGCAGGACGAUAGCCUGGCAGCAGCCAUUCAAUACCAGCAACAGAAGAUGUCAGCAUCGGAGGAAUUAUCAAAGAAGUUCAUUGUGCCAUCGGGAAGUUAUGAAGAGGAUGAACCGAAAAGGAAGCAUUAUAAAAAAGAUGCUUAUUUCAGUGAUGAGGAGGAGCUGAGUGACUGAACAUUCUGGUUUGGUUAAAGAUUCUUGGUACAAAUUAGAUGAUCCCACAAGGAGGAAAACUCUGAACUGAACUCGAUGUCAAGUGUCUUUGACAGGCUAAUUCAGUGACAAAGAGAGCAUCACCAUGAUCACCGAGGCGUCAUCUCCCUGGACAGGACUUCUGCCAUAAAAUGGUUUGAUAUGCCUUAUGGUAUUCAGCUGACUGUCUGACCAGGCUUCGUGCUGGUAUCACUGUGCUGCCAUCUUAUGGCCUGAGGAAUUAGUACUACUUGAAUGAUAUCAUCUGCAGGCCAUCAUUGUAAUGUAAAAGGUUAUACCGAUUGGUAGUGGUUUUGUAAUAAACAUAAAA
Messenger RNA from Lineus longissimus, 1077 nucleotides. Its product is annotated as zinc finger CCHC-type and RNA-binding motif-containing protein 1-like. The coding region runs from base 75 to 728 and encodes 217 amino acids. NCBI's taxonomy places the organism in Eukaryota, Metazoa, Nemertea, Pilidiophora, Heteronemertea, Lineidae. The transcript is spliced from 6 exons. Gene Ontology annotation, cellular component: U12-type spliceosomal complex. Gene Ontology annotation, molecular function: zinc ion binding; RNA binding. The record is from RefSeq and is a predicted model, not a curated record. Gene Ontology annotation, biological process: mRNA splicing, via spliceosome.